This is a messenger RNA of Cryptococcus deneoformans JEC21, 4055 nucleotides long. Its product is annotated as 1-phosphatidylinositol 4-kinase, putative. The transcript is spliced from 11 exons. Gene Ontology annotation, biological process: phosphatidylinositol-mediated signaling; phosphatidylinositol phosphate biosynthetic process. Gene Ontology annotation, molecular function: 1-phosphatidylinositol 4-kinase activity. Gene Ontology annotation, cellular component: cytoplasm; membrane. NCBI's taxonomy places the organism in Eukaryota, Fungi, Basidiomycota, Tremellomycetes, Tremellales, Cryptococcaceae. Bases 175 to 3930 code for a protein of 1251 amino acids. The record is from RefSeq and is a predicted model, not a curated record.
GCUGGGGCUACAUCGCUCAGAAAUAGAGAGUAUCCCAAAAAAAUAUACAUUCCCUCUAUUCCCCCAGUACAGCGAGCAGCGGCAACCCUCGGCAAUCACUGCUCUCAGAUCUAGACUACAGCACAUCUUGAAAACUCGAACGCCUUUUGACGAGUAAUACAUGAUUUGCCCACCAUGUCUCACGCAUUACUCCUCCGCCUGUUCCUCUCCCCCUACUUCUCCAUCUCCAUCGCCAUGCAGUACCUCAAGACCUAUCCCGACUCUAUUGGUAUAUCCCACUAUCUCUGCUGGCGAAUGAAGAGGAUGCCUGCCGAAGAAGUUGAGUUUUAUUGGCCCCAGAUAUGCCAUUUGUUACUGACUUACCCUACCCAAUCCAAUGCUCUCGAGUCGUUCAUCAUCGCUCGAGCAGAGGAAAGCACCCACUCUGCCAUGCUCACAUUCUGGUUCAUGCAAGCCGCUCUCCGAGACCUCAUCCCAACCCGGCAGACGGAUCCUGUCCCGUUCGCAAUCUGCCAACGCGUCCUGCACCGUUGCCAUGCCAUCAUCUUUGGUGAUCCCCCAGAAUCGUCGCGCUCACCUUACCGCUCUUUACCGCAUUCGCCGUCUACCUCUGCCUUGGGCGUGCUCUCUUCCCUCUCUGGCUCUGGUUCUAACUCUACCGGCAUUCAAAUUGACGAGGGCCAAAGGCAAGGACAAAGGUUUGGCCAGGGGAGAGUGAACUCACAUGCCGCAGCGGCGUUGGUGGGUAUGGGCGUCAUGUUCGCUGGUAUACCCGGUAUGCCCGCUCUAGUCCCCCUCGUAGGCGAAUGGGCUCUCAUCCAAGGGCGCCGACCGAUGGACGAUCUGACAAGUGGAAGGGAUAGGGUGGAAGUGGAUACGGGUGGUGGAGCGGAUGUCAGGCCUGAAAAUGUGGAAAGGAGGAGAAAGGAAAAUGAGAAUGAGAAGGAGGAGAAAGAGGAUGAUAGUGAGUCGGAAGAGGAAGAUGGGCGAGCGCAGAGUAAUGAGAAUACCCAAGGUCAAGGGUACAAGUCGAAUGUUAAAUUCGCCAAAUCAACCGUCAAUCUCGCAAUCACUGGCCCCGCUCAAACAGCGCCCAACCUCUAUUCUCCACCCCGAUCUCCAUCUGCACUUACUCCUUUCUCCGUGAUCGACAUGCCCGAUGAGAAGGAAAGGGAAAAGGAAAAGAAUGGCGGCAUUUCUCGCCGAAAGGGUUCAGACCCAUUCGGUCAACUGUUCAAUGACCGAUCCCCUACUCCACCUAAAUCUGUACACCAACCUUUCCAUUCCGUGCCUUCUUUACCCCGUUCAUCGUCUUAUAACCCCUAUCAUUACUCUGGAGGACCACCCACAGCGGAAGCCAUUCUCGCGACCUACUCGCUCUCUGCGCAAAGACAACUCCUCACAAGUCAUUACUGUAGGAGCGAAGUGAGGUUCUUGCUAUUAUUGGAAGAUAUCAGUAAUAGAUUAUUGGUCAUUCCUAAACCGGCGCGGGUUAGUGCUUUGAGAGCAGAAUUGACGAGUUUGAACCACAACCUCCCAGCCGAAGUGUGCAUGCCUCUAUGGUGUACUGCCGAUCACACCCUUUCUCCUUCCUCUUCUUCAUCCACCUUGAGCCCAUCACCCUCAUCUGGAUCGAACAACCCCUCUUCGUCGGCAAAAAAUCGAGCAUACCAUCCGCGCGGUUCCGCCGUCCCAGGCGGUCACUCUCGAGUUGUACGUAUCUCACCAGGCGAUUCCGUCGUCCUCAACUCGGCAGAAAGAGCACCGUACUUGUUACACGUCGAGAUCCUCCAAGGGGAUCUCGAUUUUGACCCGACGAGAAGGGAAAAUAGGGAGUUGUUGAAGAAAAUCGUGGUAGCGGAGGAUAGAAAAAGGAGGAAAAGGGAUGGGACAUUGGGAGUAGAUGGAAACGGACGUGAAGCUGGUGCUGGCGCCAGAGUACGUAAUGGAGGGUACAGUAAUUGUCGACAAGAAUGGGGAUUAGGGAGUAAAAAAGGAAAAGGGAAAGGAGAAGGCUUCGGAAGUCUCAUGCCUGAUUCUAUCCCUGCCAUCCCGCCUUCUCCUGUCCCAGCUCCAGUCGCAAACUCUUCCAAACCACCUUCUCAAACACCUCUAUCUACCACCGCCGCCACCACUACCACUGCUGGUACCCCCCAGCCUACCCCUCCAGAAGAGGUGGACCUUGUCGAACAACUUUACGGUACUCUCUCCAUCCAUGACGAGAUUCCCGACUUGUCUGAAAUUAUCCCCUUACCGAGUGGGCCGAAGAACAGGGAUUUGGAUAUGAAAGCGUGGGAUCGGGGGUCACCUGUCCCUGGGCGAAUAACCAGCUCAGGUGUGAGUGUGGGUGCGAGUGCGGGGAUAGGAGCGGGUGCGAUGGGCGAUGUGGGGCAAUACGCAACCUCCCCCACGGGAACGGCAACAGGAAGUGAGAUAGGUAAAUCCGGACCGUCUACACCUGGCUUCCCAUCAGUUAAAUCGGGGUUUACCUCACCUUCUCCAUCUUCCUCGUCUGCCUUCACCCCUGGCUUGGUUCAAGCUCAAGGUCAAAGCCCUUCCACCCCCGGACCAAAGAGGGCAAUCACUCUCGAAGAUUAUUCGGAACGUAUGCGCACAGCGGCCGUCAUGCUUGCUCAAUUGAACGCUUCACUUAUACCGAAUGCACCAGAGAACCAAAGUGGGGGUGGAUGGAUACCGGGUACAGGGUGGAUAAGGACUCCAGGCGGUGGUGGAGGCGGUGGAGGGGAAGAAACUGGUGGGAAGCCAGAUGGAUCGGCGGGAGGUAAACUGAAGCUCGCAGCAGCACAAGCGGCAGCGAUAAGAGAACGGAUCAUGCUCGAGAUGAUGGCUCUUGAAGAAGAACGAGUGGAACGUAUGACAGAUCGACCGCCUGGUGCGGAUAUACACAUCCCCACAGCUGAAACGUCUGGAGGAGGUGAAGGCGGAUAUGAGCAUGAUCAUGAACAUGGUACAGCGGAAGACGAAGGGAUUGUGAGGAGAGAGUUGAACAAAGCAGAUCCGUCGGCAGCUGUAUUCAGGGAAAGUUGGUCAGCGAAGAAGAGCAGGAUAAGGGCUGGAAGUCCGUGGGGCCAUCUGGCGAACUGGGAUGUCAUCUCAGUGAUCGUCAAGACAGGUGCGGAUCUAAGGCAGGAGCAACUUGCAACGCAAUUGAUUGAACGGUUCAGCCGAAUUUGGAAAGAGGAAAAUUGUGAUUGCUGGGCCAGAUUCUUCCGAAUCCUUAUUACCGGUGAAACAUCAGGAUUGGUGGAGACUGUGACGGAUGCGGUGUCUGUACAUUCUAUCAAGAAGGGAGAAUAUGCCAAGCGAUUGGCUGAAGGAGGGCCUAUCGGGCAUGUGUCCUUGAUGGACCACUAUGUCAACACAUUCGGUAAACCCGAUUCCGGUCGAUUCGCUCGUGCCCAACGCAAUUUUAUCCGUUCUCUCGCAGGUUACUCUAUCAUCACGUACCUCCUUCAGAUCAAAGAUCGGCAUAACGGGAACAUUCUCGUAGACCAGGAUGGGCACUUGAUCCAUAUUGACUUUGGGUUCAUGUUAAGUAACUCGCCGGGAAAUAUGGGAUUUGAGGCGGCACCUUUCAAGAUGCUUAUGGAGUAUGUGGAUAUCAUGGGAGGAUUGGAUAGUCCUGGUUAUGCGUACUUCAAGAAGCUGUUCAAGGAAGGAUUCGAAGCUGCAAGGAAACAUUCAGAUAGUUUGAUCACAAUUGUCGAGCUCAUGCAGAAGAACUCUAAACUCGACUGUUUUGCUCUCUUUGGUGAUCAGACAGCUGCUCAUUUCCGAGAACGUUUCCAACUAGGUCUCACGACGCAAGCUGUAGACGCAUAUUUGGAACGCCUAAUUGUAACCUCAACCGGGAGCAAUUAUACCAAGCUGUAUGAUACUUUCCAGUAUUACAGUCAAGGUGUCUUAUAAGCAUUAAAGGACAGAGGCAGAAGAGGGAAAAAAAGAGAGGGAAGGCAAAUAGAAGGCUACAAGGGAAUGACAGAUUAUCUUGAAUGGCUUUACGUGUAUUUCUAGAAAACGACAGCAUGCAUGCU